Molecule: messenger RNA, 294 nt
Organism: Chrysochloris asiatica (Cape golden mole)
Lineage: Eukaryota; Metazoa; Chordata; Mammalia; Afrosoricida; Chrysochloridae
Gene: TIAF1
Product: TGFB1-induced anti-apoptotic factor 1
Source: RefSeq, a predicted model, not a curated record
AUGACUAGGGGAAUCUCAUUUCCAUCUCUACUCUACAGAAAGCAGUCCUUUCUGUGUGCAGCUGAAGAUACUGGUGAGCAGAGUUGGGCCCAGGUUCUUGAAUCAGUAUGGGGAGGGACUCAUAGACUGGUGCAUAUAUACCAUCUGGAACUCCCAGCCCCUCCACCCGCUCUGUCUCAUCAGUGUAUUAAGUGCAAUGACCUAUUUAAGAUAAAUUCCAGACGCAAAUUCGGGGUUUUUCCAAAUACUGCCUCCCUCCCCCUCUGUCUAAGCUGCCUGGACCCUGGACCGUAG